AUGUGUGUAUUUGUAAUGACACACACAGAACAUCAUCCAUCAGCUGAUCAGAGGACAGUCCAAAUAUUAUUUGUUAUUCCACCAUCAGAAAAUUUCCAAAGUGAUUAUGAUACUGAUCAAUUAUUAUGUUAUUGUAAAUAUGGAACUAAAUUAGAGAAUGAUGGACAAUUAUGUGUGAAUGACCAAGGAUGUAGUACCAUUAUAAAAUUGGGAAACAAAUUAAAUCACGAAGCACAAUGUAAAUUUAAUCCAGCCAACACUAGAUUUGAUGAAGAUGGAUUCGUUAUGUUUUCCGGAAGUCAAUCACCAACCUUUUCAUCGCCAUCCUAUCAAUCGAUUGAUAGUUUACCAUUUUCACCUUCUUCUUCAUCUCCUUCAUCACAUUCUCAUUCUCAUUCUUCCUCCUCUUCCUUUUCAUCCUCAUCAUCGUCAUCAAAUUCUUCUUCAGGAUCAAGAUUAAAUUCUCCAAGUAAAUCACCAAACAAGUCUCCAUUUUCAUUAUCAGAUGAUCAUUCAACAUCAACCACUUCUACAACUUCCACAUCAUCAUCAUCAUCAUCAUCGACAUCAUUAUCAUCACCAUUUAGAGAACAUGUAGAAGAUCAUCCACUUGCCAACAACAACAACCAAUUGUGGGAGUCUAGUACACAAAUGUUCUUUUGCAAUCGAUUCUGUCCCAACAAGGAAUUGGGAUGCAUGUUCUUUGCAAACUCUGAGGAUAAUAUCCAAUACCACCUCGAACACGAGUGCCAAGCUGAAAGAAUGAAACUUCGAAUCAGUCAACUAGAGACUAUCAUUGAAAAGAGAGAGACAGAAAUUGUCCAACUUCGAAAGUCAUCAACCUUUUUUUCGUCAUCACCAAUGUUAUUGGAUCACAAUCGUCAUAAUACUAGUAUUAAUAAUAGUCUACAACACCACUACCACAACAGCAGCGGUGGCAAUUUCAACGUCUCUGGUCAUCUUUCCAGCAACAAGAAUAAUCAAAUAUCAAAUUCCAAUCAAUUUUCAUCUAUUCUUUUAUUUAUUCUAAAGUCUAUCAAAAAAAGUAUUUCAAAAGGUAUUCAAAAAUUGAAAAGAUUCUUUAAGAAUUCAUCCUCCUCCUCCUCCUCUUCUUCUUAUUCUUCAUCUCCAUAUGAAGCUUUGUUUUAA
Messenger RNA from Cavenderia fasciculata, 1149 nucleotides. RefSeq lists its product as uncharacterized. The record is from RefSeq and is a predicted model, not a curated record. Bases 1 to 1149 code for a protein of 382 amino acids. The transcript has 5 exons. NCBI's taxonomy places the organism in Eukaryota, Evosea, Eumycetozoa, Acytosteliales, Cavenderiaceae.